Messenger RNA from Lycium ferocissimum, 2805 nucleotides. Its product is annotated as probable receptor-like protein kinase At4g39110. The transcript has 2 exons. The record is from RefSeq and is a predicted model, not a curated record. Gene Ontology annotation, molecular function: ATP binding; transmembrane receptor protein tyrosine kinase activity. Gene Ontology annotation, cellular component: plasma membrane; plasmodesma. Gene Ontology annotation, biological process: protein autophosphorylation. The coding region runs from base 1 to 2652 and encodes 883 amino acids. NCBI's taxonomy places the organism in Eukaryota, Viridiplantae, Streptophyta, Magnoliopsida, Solanales, Solanaceae.
AUGAAAAAAAUGCCUAGAGGAUCACCACCACCACCGCCCUUUAUUUCAUUCUCAUCGUCUAAAAUAAUGGCUAAUAUCCUCGUGGCGUUUGUUUGCCUCAUUAUCCUCGGCCCCUCGAGUGUAAUAAUUCCAGUUUCUGCACAAUCAUCAGAUUCUACUGCCUCAGCAAAAUCUUUUCCAGCAUUUACACCAUCAGAUAACUACCUUGUUGAUUGUGGAUCCACUUCUCCUACUACUCUUCCAGGAAAUCGCGCGUUUCAACCAGAUCAAAAUACAGCCAAAUAUUUAGCCUAUAGCGGACGUGACAUUCAAAUUUCUGCACCUGAUAAUAAGAAUGUACCUUCACCUAUAUACCUCAACGCGAAAGUCUUCGUUAGUGAAGCCACUUACACAUUUCAUGUGACUAGUCCCGGGUUGCAUUGGAUCCGUCUUCAUUUUUUCCCUUUACAAAAUAACGAAUUUAAUCUCCAAACCGCCAAAUUCUCUGUUUCAACAGAUACAUUAGCCCUCCUCAAAGACUUCCAAAUGGAGAAAAACGAAGCGAUUCUAAAAGAGUUUCUUGUAAAUGUUACAACAGAGCGUUACGCCAUCAAAUUUGCUCCUUCACAAGGCUCCAUUGCAUUCGUAAACGCCUUAGAGUUUGUUACUGCUCCAGGCAAAUUACUUGACUAUUCUGUCCCUCUUCUAUUCCCCGUUUCACAAAAAUUUGAUCUUAGCACUAGUAAUUUCGAAACAACCUAUAGGCUUAAUGUUGGAGGUUCAUACCUUGAUGGAUCAAAUGACACUUUAGGAAGAAGUUGGUUAUCUGAUGCACCGUUCCGUAAUAAUGCCACGGGACAGGUUGUUUCUGUUCAACCUUCUAUCAUUCAAUAUCCAACGGCGGGUGGGUCUCCUUUAAUUGCGCCUCCUUCAGUUUACAGUUCUGCAGUAAAAAUGGCUGAUUCAGAAACUACAAUUCCCAACUUCAACAUAUCGUGGACGAUGGAUAUUGAUACCUCGUAUUCAUACCUAAUUCGCCUUCAUUUCUGCGAUAUCAUAAGCAAAGCGCUUAAUGAACUAUAUUUCAACGUGUACAUUAAUGAUAAGAUGGCAAUUUCCGGGCUAGACUUGUCAUCUUUGACACAGCAAUUGUCCACAGCUUUUUACAAGGAUUUUGUGGUAGAUUCCUCUACAGCUUCCAAUCCGCUUAGUGUAAAGGUUUCUCCGGUGAACGAUGUCCAAGGAUUCAAGAACGCGAUCCUGAACGGCCUUGAGGUUUUUCGGAUGAAUAAUUCUUUGGGUAGUCUUGAUGGAGAAUAUGGUGUUGAUGGAAAGAAAAGUAGUGGCCCAAGCAAAACAGUGGCUUAUGUCGGUUUUGCUAUGAUGUUUGGAGCGUUUGUUGGAUUAGGUGCUAUAGUUUUCAAGUGGCAAAAAAGACCUCAAGAUUGGCAAAAAAGGAAUAGUUUCUCGUCUUGGUUGCUUCCACUACACGCUGGAGAUACAAGCUUUAUGGCAAGCAAGGCUUCGUUGUCGCGCAAGAGCCAAUUUUUCUCUUCAACUAUGGGGCUAGGCCGAUACUUUUCAUUUGCCGAGUUGUCAGACGCCACCAACAAUUGGGAUUCGAAUGCCAUAAUUGGUGUUGGUGGCUUUGGCAAUGUGUAUUAUGGAGAAAUUGACGAUGGAACAAAAGUAGCUGUCAAGAGAGGCAAUCCGCAAUCUGAGCAAGGUAUCAAUGAGUUCCAGACUGAAAUUCAGAUGUUAUCCAAGCUCAGACAUCGCCAUCUGGUGUCGUUGAUUGGUUAUUGCGAUGAAAACACGGAGAUGAUAUUGGUUUAUGAGUUCAUGCAAAAUGGCCCCUUCAGAGAUCAUCUCUAUGGAAAGAACCUUCCACCUUUAACAUGGAAGCAAAGGCUAGAUAUCUGCAUUGGCUCCGCUCGUGGGCUUCAUUACCUCCAUACAGGUGCGUCUACAGCAAUUAUCCACAGAGAUGUCAAGACCACCAACAUUCUUCUUGAUGAGAACCUCGUCGCUAAAAUGGCUGACUUUGGGCUAUCAAAGGAUUGCCUUGCCAACGAGACUCACGUAAGCACAGCUGUGAAGGGAAGUUUCGGGUACCUUGAUCCUGAGUACUUCCGGAAGCAGCAGCUAACAGACAAGUCUGAUGUGUACUCAUUUGGAGUUGUACUUCUAGAAGCUUUAUGCGCUCGUCCUGCAAUUAAUCCAGCACUUCCAAGAGAGCAAGUGAAUUUAGCAGAAUGGGCAAUGCAAUGGAAGAGAAAAGGCUUGUUAGACAAGAUAAUUGAUCCUACUCUUGUGGGUAAUAUUAACCCAGAGUCCAUGAAGAAAUUUGCUGAAGCAGCAGAAAAGUGUUUGGCUGAAUAUGGAGCUGAUAGACCUAGUAUGGGUGAUGUGUUGUGGAACUUGGAAUAUGCUUUGCAGCUGCAAGAAGCUUCAUUACAAGGGAAGGCUGAAGAAGAAAACAAACCAUCUGCUGCUCCAGCCUCUCCUGCUAUAGUGGCCCCCACUCCUGUCCCGGCCUCUGCACCUUCGGCUCCUGAUAACAGACCAGUUUCUUCACCUGAGCAGACAAGAAAUCCUGCUGAACUUCAAGCAAUUGAUGAUCAUUCAGGAACUGCAAUGUUUGCUCAAUUUGCUGAACUUAACGGACGAUGAUUGCCACACUCACUUUGACACAGAUGAUAAUACAAAAAUCUCAAUUGGUAUGUCCCAGUGAAAUAUAUGUGUAAUAUGUAGUUGAAGCCAGCUCUUUUACUGAUGACUUUUUUGCUGUUUUUUGUUGGACUUUCUCUUCCAAGAAUGAGUCAC